AUAUUCUCCUGUUCCUUUUUUCAAGGAUCAUCAAUGGCUUUCACGGAUGUGAGAGAUGGGUCCAAAGGCUUUGUGAAGAGGGUGGCUUCAUCUUUCUCCAUGAGGAAGAAGAAGAAUGCAACAAGUACAGGAGGAGGAAACAAUGAACCCAAGUUGCUUCCGAGAUCUAAAUCAACAGGUUCUACUAACUAUGAAUCCAUGAAGUUAACUUCAGCAAAGAAGAUUCAAGAUGCUACAAUCAAAACAAGGACCAAACCAUCAUCACCAAGACGGGAAAAAAUUGAUGAUCGUGGUGGUGGUAGGACGAACAAGAGCUUUGCAAAAUGGAGAAGCUUUGAUGAUAGUGAUUCUAUAUGGUUAUCUUCAGAUUGUGCGUCUCCUACUUCUCUUCUUGAAGAGCGGAGGCUAUCUGUUGCGUUUCGUUUCUCGGUUGAUGAUAGUGUAGUCUCUUGGUUAUCAAACCUUGCAAAUUCUCUGAAUCAUCAAGAUGCAGCUUCGGCUAAAGACCGUUUUAGAAUCCCAAGGAGCAGCAAGGAGAGUGCAGAGAAGAAAGUCAGCUUCUCACAACUUGAAUCAGAGAAGCCUUCUUUGGCUCAUGAGAUAAGUGCAGAGGUGUUGGAAUCUAAGAGCAUUACUAAAGUUGAUGAGCCGCUUUUCUGGCCGUAUGAGCAGAGAUUUGACUGGACACCAGAGGAUAUCUUGAAGCAUUUCUCAAUGUCGCCUCGGAGAAAGAAGUUACUGAACGCCAAAAUGUCUUCAGGUAACUCCUCCCCAAGAUCCAUGAGAGCACAACUUCUCCAGGCAAGAAAAGUAGAUCUCAAAGACGGGUGUAAGAAAAAGCUUGUGUUCAAUGGUCCUGUAACAAACACAUCCAAGAAGAUUCCAGAGCUUAAAAGAACAUUCAGCCACAAGAAAAAUGAGAGCAGCAACAAGAACGAGCCCAUCAGGAACUGUGUGAAGAGGAACAAGAGUUUGCCAUCACGGUUAAGAAAAUCGAGCAAACCAUGUUCAAAGGUUGUACCUAUAGAAGCUGCUGAAGAAGUGAUUAUUGCGGAAGAACGAGCCAAAGCGGAAAUAACUACUAGAAAGCUGAUUAACCGCAGAAGCAAGACAAUGUUGGAAGAUGAUUUUGCAUUUUUGAAUGAUUUCUCAAUUGAAAAAGCGGUGGGGCUUGGCGAGUUUAAGGGUAGAGAGGGUAUAGAUUCAGAGUUUAACUCUGACACUUUCUUGUUUGAUGAUUCUCUCUGAAACUAAGAGAGAUUUAUAUUUUGGUCCUGAUUAUAUCAUUGGCUCUUUAUACUGA
Molecule: messenger RNA, 1303 nt
Organism: Brassica napus (rape)
Lineage: Eukaryota; Viridiplantae; Streptophyta; Magnoliopsida; Brassicales; Brassicaceae
Exons: 1
Coding region: 34-1248 (404 amino acids)
Source: RefSeq, a predicted model, not a curated record